Trichoderma citrinoviride is the source of this 1620-nucleotide messenger RNA. Its product is annotated as bifunctional 6-phosphofructo-2-kinase/fructose-2,6-bisphosphate 2-phosphatase. The record is from RefSeq and is a predicted model, not a curated record. Gene Ontology annotation, cellular component: cytosol. Gene Ontology annotation, biological process: fructose 2,6-bisphosphate metabolic process; fructose metabolic process. Gene Ontology annotation, molecular function: ATP binding; fructose-2,6-bisphosphate 2-phosphatase activity; 6-phosphofructo-2-kinase activity. The coding region runs from base 1 to 1620 and encodes 539 amino acids. The transcript is spliced from 6 exons. Lineage: Eukaryota; Fungi; Ascomycota; Sordariomycetes; Hypocreales; Hypocreaceae.
AUGGAUACCUUACUAACCGCUGAGAUUGCGGCAAACGCUCCCCGGUAUCGCCGGAGGAGCUCAACCUUCAUCGACAGCAUCCAUGAUGUCUCGGAAGACAACGACAUGGCGCCCGCCCAACUCUACAGCACCAUGUCUGGGCGGCUGUUUCACUCUGGCCGUAUUGCCAUUGUCAUGGUUGGCCCGCCCGCUCGAGGCAAGACGCAUAUUUGUGUAUCCAUGGCACGUUAUCUCCAGUGGCUCGGUGUCAAGACUCGUAUUUUCCACUUGGGAGACUACAGGCGAGCAACCAUUGGUCCCGAAGGCACGCUCCCCGAUGACUACUUCUUCCCGGAUGCAUCUCCUUCAUCCGUCAUCCUUCGCCAAAAGAUUCUCAAGAAAUGUCGUGAAGACAUCUAUGCCUGGCUGAACCACGAAAACGGCCAAGUCGCCAUUUACGAUGCCGUAAACCCCACGGCGAGCGGAAGACGCGCUCUGGCCAAGGAAUUUGCAAAGCAUGACGUCCAGACUUUAUUCAUCGAGUCGUAUGUGAAUGACGAGCAAAUCCUGCAUGACAAUGCCAUCAAUGUCAAAAUCUCUUCGCCCGAUUUUGCUGGAAUGGAUCGCGAGGAAGCGGCAAAAAUGUACCUGAAAAGGAUAGAAAUGAGGAUUCCUGUGUUCGAGACCAUGGAAGAAAAGGAGCUCAACUACAUCAAGAUGAUCAACGCCGGUCAAAAGUUCUUUUACAACAACCUCAGCUUCAACUACCUCUCCCACAGAAUCGUCUUCUACCUCACCAACCUCCACAUCAAGUCCCGAACCACCUUCUUUGCCCGGGCAGGUACAACAGCGGAAGAAGAUUCCUAUAAGGCAGACGCCGAACUCUCAGAAGAGGGCAGAUAUUACGCUAAGAUGAUGUCCGAGACGCUUCUGAAACAUCGCGAACAAGAGAGGCUGGAACAGAUUGCCAAGGGCAAGCCCGAUACUCCCCUACGACCGCUUUCCAUCUGGACGUCCACUCGUCUUCGCACAAUUCAAACGGCCGACUACCUCAAAGAAAAAGGCUACAAGGUUCGGCAGCGCUCUCAAAUGAGUCAGAUCAACCCCGGUGUCUGCGAAAAAAUGUCAGAGCGAGUAAUCAGGCAGAUAUACCCCGAAGAGGUUGAAAAGCAUGCACUCGAUCCCUAUCAUCAUCGAUAUCCUCGUGCCGAGUCCUACCACGACCUUGCUGUUCGACUCGAGCCCAUCAUCCUGGAAUUGGAGCGAGAACAGAGUGACUUGCUGAUUAUCGCACACGAGUCUGUUCUUCGCGUGCUGUUCGCCUACCUGAUGCACUGCUCCACCAUGGAUAUCCCCAGUCUCAAGUUCCCCCGUGACGAGAUCAUCGAGAUUAUUCCAGCAGCCUACCAGAACGAAGCCAGGCGUAUCCGCAUCCCCAAUUUGGACCCCAAGAUGCUGUCUGCUUCUCCCGAUGAUAUCAGGGUACCAGGAAGCCGGCCCAUGAGCAGGCCUGAGAGCGGCCAGAUGAGUCCAAUUGCUGGCGGCCUAGGUAGCCCAGCUGAGCCGCUGGGCGGGUCGACGGAGAUGGUGGUCAAUACAUCGAAGGACUUGGUCGCGGACAAGAUCCACGAUGAAAUCUAA